Messenger RNA from Phyllopteryx taeniolatus (common seadragon), 7970 nucleotides. It is a transcript of the gene syt6a, whose product is annotated as synaptotagmin VIa. Lineage: Eukaryota; Metazoa; Chordata; Actinopteri; Syngnathiformes; Syngnathidae. Gene Ontology annotation, cellular component: membrane. Gene Ontology annotation, biological process: cellular response to calcium ion; regulation of dopamine secretion; regulation of calcium ion-dependent exocytosis. Gene Ontology annotation, molecular function: calcium-dependent phospholipid binding; calcium ion binding; clathrin binding. The record is from RefSeq and is a predicted model, not a curated record. The transcript has 7 exons. The coding region runs from base 48 to 1682 and encodes 544 amino acids.
CCAUCUGAUGAGCGCACUCCACGACUGACGAUGCAGCUGGGAGCAGCAUGAGUUCGGAGCGAGCGGAGUAUGACAUGGUGUGUCAGAGAGCCGUGACCCUUAUUGUCGACCUAUGCCUGCACAACAGCACGCUGUUGGAGCAGGACACGUGUCAGGAGUUCCUCUUCCUGUUGUCCGGCCACGGCGCCAAGCAUACGGAUCAAGACGCUACUUUUGGCCUCCUGCUUGGUGUGUUUGUGCUCGGUGGCUUGGUUCUGUUGGGCCUCCUGGCCUUUGGUUCCUGGAAGCGGUGCGGUCUGCCUCAGCGGCGCAAAGCCAGCUUCCUCGCGCCGUCCCCCAGCCCGGAACACCACCCACUGCAGCUGCCUCGCCCGUUGCCAUUGCCGUCGUCCCCAGGUCCCCAGCAGCAGCAGCCAUUGGUUACCAUGGCAACCGAGAAAGUGAAGGACCCCGUGGGCCCGAUGGGAUUCCUGGAGGCUGCUGUUAAGAUAAGCCAUACAUCUCCUGACAUCCCCACUGAUGUUCAGCUCUCCAUGAGGGAGCACUUCCUACGUCGCACACAGCGCAUGCAGAGACAAACCACAGAGCCAGCUUCCUCUACCAGGCACAAUUCCUUCAAAAGGCACCUUCCUCGACAGAUGCAGGUUGGCAGCCUCGACUUGGGGAACGACUACAUGUUGGACAAAGAGGAAAAAUCCACAAGCAUCGGCCGCAUUCAGCCGGAGCUCUACCAGCAGAAAACGUUGGACUCCGAGGACUCCUCCAAGAAAGGCAGCAGCAAAAACUGUGGUAGGAUUAACUUCUCUCUGAAGUACGACUACGACAACGAGGCCCUACUCGUUAACAUCAUCAGUGCGGCUGACCUUCCCGCCAAGGACUUGUGCGGCACGUCCGACCCUUACGUCAAGAUCUACCUGCUUCCCGACCGCAAGAAGUUCCAGACGCGCGUCCACCGGAAGACCCUCAACCCCACCUUCAGCGAGAGCUUCCACUUUCCCGUGCCUUACGACGAGCUGGCCGUCAGGAAGCUCCACAUGAGCGUCUUCGACUUCGACAGGUUUUCAAGACACGAUAUGAUUGGGGAGGUGGUGAUGGACAACCUGUUUGAGACGUCAGACCUGUCCCGCGAAACAAAUAUAUGGAGAGACAUCGAAUAUGCCACCAGCGAGAGUGUCGACCUUGGGGAGAUCAUGUUUUCACUCUGUUACCUGCCCACUGCUGGAAGACUCACGCUGACUGUCAUCAAGUGUAGGAACCUCAAAGCCAUGGACAUCACUGGAUACUCAGAUCCUUACGUCAAAGUGUCGCUUAUAUGCGAUGGGCGACGUCUGAAGAAGAAAAAAACCAGCAUAAAAAAGAACACCUUGAAUCCCACCUACAACGAGGCCAUCAUCUUUGACAUCCCACCUGAUAGCAUGGACCACGUCAGCCUGCACAUCUCUGUCAUGGAUUACGAUUUGGUCGGUCACAACGAGGUCAUCGGCGUAAUGCGGUUGGGAUGCAAUGCAGAGGGACUGGGAAGGGACCACUGGAAUGAAAUGUUGGCUUAUCCUCGCAAGCCCAUCGCACACUGGCACCCCUUAGUGGAGUCCAAGAAAUCUGAGAAGGAGUGGAAAGCAAGGGCUGCCAGCUUUGACAGCCAGGGCUCCUGUCCUUCCCCCCGCCCUCCAGCGACACCCUGAGCAACACCACCUGAGACCUCUGCAACCUCCUGCAACCCAGAUGGGGGGUGGUAGGACGUUCCUCCUGCCUCCUGUGGAUCCAUUUCCUAUCUGUGUGAUUAUCGAGGAGAAACCCUGCUGUCGCUCCUGCUCUGUACUCCCCCGCCACCCACCCACCCACACACACACACACACACACACACCUCUCUACCCCACCCCUUCAGUUGACUGCCAAACCCCACCUUCCCCAGUGUGGUCCAAGAGGACUUAGGAGUACGUCAGAUCAGGUCAUAUUUUUGGAUAUUAUGGCGGCUCAACCUGCAGAGAUGGGUGUUUCAAUACCCUUCUUCCUUGUUUGGACAUGCGUGCAGACUGUUAAACUAAGAAAGUCUCAGAGGGAAGCGGGAUGUCUGAGGAGACACGUUUCGCUUUGUAAAACGUCCUGGUGCUGCAUUCAUUUACAUCAAAACAAAAUUAAACUGUAGCUUCAUUAAGGUGUUAAGUUGAGUUUUCAGUUGCAUCAGUGUGUUGUGAUACCAAUUUUUUAGACUUCUGGCUAAGUCACUAAUAAGCAGAAUGAUGAGUACUGUAAUAAGUAUUCAAUUAAAGCUUGAAAACAAGGAAAUGAAAACAACAGCUAUUAACAUACGGUAUUUGCUCAAAAAGUGGCUGUCUCUCAGAUGCCCUGACCCAAUUAGUUGCUGGUUGCAUCAUCCACUUAAGACAAAUAAAAUCCCUCAAAGACCCCCCCCCCCCCUCCCCUCCCCAAAAAAACAGUGCGAGAUUAAACGCAAUUUGUAAUGCAUUACGCUACGUGGAGGCAACAGUGAUUUGUGUUCCAGUUGACUCAGAAAUGGGAUCACUCCCCAAUGUUGUGUGCAUCCAUGUUUAUGCUUCUGCCAAGUCUGCCUCGUUUCUUGAUGUUUCACCGCACUUCUCCAUAAUGGUCAUUUUAUUUCGAUUCACUUGAUAAAUAUACCUCCUCCAUAUUGUAUAAAUAGAAAAUAUUAAUUCAAAAAUACAUUUAUACAAAUAAAAGUAGAGCCUCUCCUCCACUGUAAAAGUGCCCCCUCCAUCUGCAGUUGAGUUCAUAAGCACUCAUGGCCACUAUCGCACAACUUCUCAGUUUCUGGUUGAUAUUUGCAUUGCCUCCGUGGUCUCCUCUCUUGGAGGAUGUGUGUAUAAUUUUGUGCAUAUAUUUGCGUACUUUUUUUGUGAUUGUUUGCAUUCUUUUAAACCAGACAAAAUGUGAAGCUACAUGUAGCCUAGCAGGUGGUGACGAUUAGAGAAAAAAACACUUUCUCGAUGUUUACUGCGUUGGUUCUCUUGUGGAAAAUGUUAUAAUUUGUCACCCAGAUGCCGGUGUGGUUUAGUUGGCUCCCCUUAUUCAAUUUGCUGUACCUGCUGUCUUUCAAGCAAACAGUGAAUUUUAAUGACGAAAAAUGUUGCGUUGUGACAAGAAAUCUGUACUUUGUUUUGUUUUGUAGAUGAAGAAGUAAAUAUUUUGUACCAAGAAGAAAAACGCCUUUUAGGCUGUGUGAGUGACGAAAAUGUAUAGUUGUUGGAUUACUAAAUGUAAAUGUGCGUCAUUCAAAAUGAUUUUAUAUAUAUUUCUAAGUUGUGAUUUAAAAGUAGAAAUGUGUAAGCAUUUCACAAUGCUAACCCCCAAACCAACAGGAGGCAGUGUAAUUACAAUACUCUCAAUAAAACCAAAAAGUUAAAGUUUAUGUUUUUAUCUGAAAAACAACUCUUUCUUAGCAUUUCAGAUCACAUUAAAACCUUGGAAAAAAAUCAUACUAUUCGAAUGAUACAGUCUUGUCUUUGGACAGCGACAGAUACUAGCAAUGAACAUGGAAGUAAUAACUUGCAUAGCAUUCUUCUUAUCCUGAAAAUAGAACAACAGUAGGAAAGCAUGACUUCCAAUGAGUCAUCAUUUUUUAAAAAUUAAUUCAAUUGAUUGCGCUCGAUUUCAAUGGACGAAUAAAAAAACUAAUCUUGAACUGGACGAUGGCCAGAUGUGUCACAUCCAGUGGUGACCAAUCAGAUCUUUUCCUGAUAAGACAAUGUUAAGUUUUAAGAAAGUGUUUAUAGUACAAUCGAAUGACCUGAUUUAAAAUCAAACUAAUGAAUUAAAACAAAUGUUAAGUUGCUGUCCAAAUAGUAGUGGAAGCUGAUUGGACAACAAUUCAAUGUUGCAAAUCCAGUGUUGGCCAAUCGGAUUCAAUCUGGGGUGGGUUUUAAAACUUGUUUUUACUGCCUGCAAAUGGCCCAAAAAGUUACUUACAGGCAUGAAAAAUGUUGUUUUGAUUGCAACUUUCAAAUAAACAAAAUCAAACGCAAGGUUGUUUUCGAAAAUGGAAGGUGAUUGAGCAAAUAUUAGAUGCACCACUCAAUGGCAGCCAAUCAGAUAUUUUGAUAAAAACAAGUCAACAGGGUUGACUGUUCCAGGGGUCCUGCCCCAAGUCGCCCAAAAAAUGGCACUCAAAAAAUAAAAGAGUUUGUUCAAUGUUGAAACGAAGCUUCUGACAUGAUGGAUGUCACGGUACUACUGGCCUCACUGUGCUCGCAUCAUACAAAACAGUUUGUCUCGAGGGGCUUUAGGGCUUCAGGAUAUGUGCAGAUGUUUCCGCAAGGAUCUGUUUUAGACAUUUACUCCUUGUCUGGUGUGUCGACGAGGUGGGGUCAGUUCACUCGGGUCGGCAUUUUGGAGCAGAGGCUUUUUGUUUAAUGGGCCCUCGUUGUCUGUGUUUGACGUCACCCCCCACAGUAUCAUUGACGCCACCAAACUUGAUCUCAGUCACUUUUAUUGACCUUUGAUUUAAAUUAUUUUUGUUUUAUUUUAUAUUUUGUUCAUUCUUAGUCAUGCAGUAUGCCUUUUUAUGCUGGAACAGUUAAGCGCCAACAGGAGAGCAAAAAGAACAACAAAUAUAAUAACUGCACAACAACUAGGGAUGUAAGAAUACCACUACGAUACGAGUACGAGUACAAGUACUUACAUUUGCCUACUCGUUGAUAUCCAUUACGCAUUGAAAUUAAGAUGAAAAUGUGUUUUAUUUUGAUCAAAUAUUGCACAAAACUAACUUUUCUUACACGUGGCAGAAGUUUUACUGAAAUGUAACACUUUUUAGACUAACAACUUGUCAUUACUGACAUUUUAACAUCCAACAACAUGUUUUUCUACCAUUCUUGCCAAACUUUUCACUUAAAUUUUAUGUAGUGUCUCAGACUGAAUAAUAGGGGGCCCUAUGUAAAAUGAGUACUUACAGUAGAUAAAAGGAGAAAGAAGAAAGAACACGCCCCUGCUUACACCUCUAGUAGACACAUCUUUUUCUUUAGUGGCUCACAUAAAAAGAUGUGGCAUGCCGAAGCUGGGCCCAAACCGUUGAGUUUGAAAACUGUGAACUACAAGGUUCAAACUGUCACUAUCAUAAAUGUUUUAUUAGCUCUACAGGCAUUUUCACAUUACCAACUGUCAAGUUGGAAAAUAAGUCAAACUACUCACCCUUUGAAAGCAACAGGAAAGUGUUUGCCGAGAUAUUUCGGCAGGCAGUAUCAGAAAAAUCUUGUUUUGCGGUUGUUUUGUCAGUAUGUACUAGUCACCGAAACCGAAAACCGAAAUUGAGAAUCCCAAGGUGAAAGCUGAAACGCUGGAAGGGAUUAUCAAGCUUUAUUUGUAAGCGCUUUUCAUACAAUAAAAUGUAACACAAAGUGCUUUACAUUAAUUAAAAUAUAAAAAUAAAUCAAACCUGGCAAUUAUUUAUUAUAAAAUUAUGCCAAAUGUCAAUACAACUGGAUUUAUGGCUAUGAUAGCAGAGCUGCCAACCUAAAGAAAUUCUCUUCCAGAACAAUUUGAAUGUCCAUCUUUUUACCACGGGACAGUUAUUGCGGUAUAUUAUGUAAUAGGAUGAAAAAAAAUCUGCAUACUGUUCAGUUUCACAACAUAACAAUUACUCUAUAAUAGUAAUCAUAAAUUGGCAUCAAUAUUUGAUAUUGCAUGAACAUGGCAGACGCAUUUGCAGCCAAAUGUCCUCUUGAAUGCACUUUUUGUAUUUCAUGUAUCCACUAGUGCUGCUGAAAUGAUGCAAAUGUCCCCACUGUGGGACUAACAGAUGUUAUCUUAUAUAAAGAUUUAUUAUAUUAAUGUACUUUUAAAUAAUUUUGGGGGAACAAGUAUUUCGUUCCACAAUCGAAAAUGCACUUUUGGGAUAUUGUCGGCAUUUCGCCGACCGAAAUUUCGGUGCCUCGCUAGUGUGUACUGUUUAAGCAGUUUUAUGUUCAACAUGGCAUCACCUUGGUCAAACUAAUUUGGGUAUGUUAAGAGACAUAACGAUAUUUGUGUUUUGCUUAUUCUCAGUGAUACUCGGGUGACACACACAAGAGAUAAGUAGCACACACAAACCAUAUGGACAUGGAGGUAAGGGAGCAACAGAGUUUAGGAUUCGCCUCAUCCUAUUAAGAUGUGGAUUCUGUGGACCUUAAUGACUUUGAAUUUUUAUGUUUAAUUCAGUUGUUCAACCACUGAACUAUUGGAGUUUCGAGGUAGGCCUGUCAGGAUAAUUUUUCUAAGAUGAUAUAUUUUCCCAAAAUCUAUCACGAUAAAUGAUUAGAUUGUUGUUGUUGUUUUUUUUUUUAAUGCCUCUGAAAUCAUGAAAAAUAAGGCCCGUCCUUAUUCACUCAUUCAUUAAUUUUCCGUAGCGCUUAUCCUUACUCGGGUGGUGCCUAUCCCAGCUUACUCUACACCCUGAAUUGGUCACCAGCCAAUCGCAGGGCACAUACAGUAUAAACAAACCACUAUUCGAACUCACUUUCACACCUACGGGCAAUUUAGAGUUUUCAAUUAACCUAUCAUGCAUGUUUUUGGAAUGUGGGAGGAAACCGGAGUACCCGGAGAAAAUCCACGGGAGAACUUGCAAACUCCACACAGGAGAGGCCGGAUUUUAACCCAGGUCCUCAGAAUUGUGAGCCAGAUCUGCUAACCAGUAGCCUCCCCCUGCCCUUAUUUUUUCAUUAUUUAUUACAUUUUAUAUUUUGCUGUUAAAUCAUUGUUGUUAUUAUUAUUAUUAUUAUUGUUGUAAUUAUUAUAAUUUACUUUCUUGUUUCGCUAUUAAAUUGUUUAUCUUUACUCUGGGAUAUGGAUCCCCCUUGGGUCUGAAAUAAAGAAUAAAGAGCUGCAAGACUAGCCUGGUUUACAUGGAGCCUUAUAAUCGGUUUAGAAGCCCAAACGGAUGAAAAUGCUCCAUAUAAACACCUCAAAUGGAAUAAACAGACCAAAUCCAAAUGGAAUUACAUUCGGUUUCACAGGGGUGGAGUUUCUUUUGCCAAUCCGAUCAGAAGUACAUUUUCGCAAUCUAGAUGUCAUUCAGAAUAGUCGUGAAAAGUUCUGUCUGCGCAUGCGUCGUCUGUGUGGUUGGUCUGCUGAAGAUGAGCCCUUCGCCUGUCAAUCAAAUAUACGUUAACGUUUGCUGUAGUCAACUACUGGCUGAAUAACGUGUGCCACUGAGGUUAUGCUUAAUAAACAGUUAACGUUCCCGUUUGUGUUGAUUGGGGACUAACACACAACAACAACCUGGAGAGGCACUGACGUUUAAAACAACUUCGCCGCAGUGAAGCGAGCUGUUUAGCUCCUUAACCCGUUAGCUCACAGGCUAGCUCGUUUGCUUGCGGCUGGGCUAGCGAUCACAACAAACAGUCAACUUUCCCUUAAGUGUCUCUGUAGUGUGAAUCUACGUGCUGCACAUGGAGCAAGGCUGUGGAGUAUUGGAUGGAGCCACCAGUAAGAGUGUAGCGGUCUUGGGUCUGCCGGCGUUGCAUAAGCCCACUAGCACCUAAAGACAACUCUCUCGGUCGGCACCGGCUCACCACAACAAUGACCAUUUAUCGAGUCCGGAAAAACUAGCGUUGUCCAUUUUAUUUCUCAAACGAUAAGUCGAUAUAGUAAUUAUCUUAACAGGCCAAUUCGAGUGUCUGCUGUACUUACCUGCACUUUUAGGCAGUUACACGUUUUUGACAAUGUGAGGUUGUUUGGUUUUCAGACUUUUAGCUUUGCCUCACGUUGCCAUCUUUCUCAAAAGAAUUAUUAUUAUUUUUUAAAUGGGCAUUUUGUAUUAGUGUCAAGUGAAAAAAAUAUUCUGUUGAUGAAAUGAAUAACUAAGCAUAAGGAGUUUGUUAUAGAUUUACCAGUGAAAUAAUUGGCAUCAGGUUGAUCCCCACUUGUCACUCUCAAACCACUUUGUUGUUUUCCUUCCAUUGGCUGUGAUGUGUUUUGGUUCUGUGACAUAAUUAGCUUUUUGAUUAAAUGAUUUAUGCAAA